UCGAAACCUUUUGUACUAAACAGAAAUUUUAAACUUUUAGUUUUCUUGUUUAUUCCAUAAAUUAAUAUAACGUGACGUAGAUUCAGAAUUUGACAGGGAGAAUCUACAAGCGCUCGCGUGACAAAAAAAAGCAAACGGCGUAUGCGCAUGCAAAGUGCAAAACAAUCAGGCCGGCGGCGUCGCCGGCGAUAUCGAGCCGACAUGUUGUGUCGGGCUGUGCUCACGGCGGUCGCCAUCUCAUGUACGUUCCCUCCUGCAGUUAUCGGUCAGGGCUCACCGCGCAAAGUCCAGAUAAAAGAUCUGAUAUGCGUUCUGUGGCUGAGCGGAAUGCAAAGGGAGGACUUGGACGUAAACAUGCUGAGGAAGUUGCAGCGCCACAAUGUAAACAUCGAUGAUAUGGACCGCGAAAGCUUGAAACGACAGUGUCUUGACUUUCAAUCUAAUAAAGAUAAUGGUACGAGAAAAGUUAAUACUAAGGAUGAUGAAGUGAAAAACAAAACAACUACAGUUAAGUUGGACAUUAUUAGUUUAGUUGUUAAAUAA
Molecule: messenger RNA, 543 nt
Organism: Ostrinia furnacalis (Asian corn borer)
Lineage: Eukaryota; Metazoa; Arthropoda; Insecta; Lepidoptera; Crambidae
Exons: 4
Coding region: 142-543 (133 amino acids)
Source: RefSeq, a predicted model, not a curated record